Molecule: messenger RNA, 1374 nt
Organism: Acytostelium subglobosum LB1
Lineage: Eukaryota; Evosea; Eumycetozoa; Acytosteliales; Acytosteliaceae
Exons: 2
Coding region: 1-1374 (457 amino acids)
Source: RefSeq, a predicted model, not a curated record
AUGAUAACUUCAAACUACGAUCAUACCGGCAGAUCAUCCACAAUCAACUCAACAACUCCAAAACACAGACAAUAUACGUUUUACCUCCAGGUAACAAAGCAAGUGAAGUUGGAGGGAUGGACAGAGAAGAUAAUGGCGAUGAACAACCUCAUGGGUAUAUACUUUGAGGAUGAAGAGGAGUAUGCCUUUGACAAACAGUUCUGGGAAGGGAUCAGUGAGUUUAUGAAGGUGAUGUCAACACGAUCAGUGGAGAUGGAGUUCUUUAUGUGUGAAGGAAGCUCACUCUCAUACUCAUUGCAUAACGUGCCCUUGACCAGCUUGGGCAUUGAUAUCAUGGAUAACUUCCCCGAGUACACCCACUACCCAAAGACACUGACCCAACUGGCAAUCAAUGGAACGUUUGGUGAGCUAGUGGGUCUGCCAGACACUUUGACGCAACUCGACAUCAUGUCCAAGGAAUGGAAUCACCCUAUUAAGCCUGGCACUCUCCCCAUUGGAUUGAAGAAGCUGUCAUUUGGAUAUGGAUUCAAUCAACCGAUUGGUAAAGAUACCCUUCCUCCCUCAUUGGAGUCCCUAGACUUUGGAGUCAAAUUCAAUCAACCACUGACCAACAUACCAAAGAGUGUUACCAAACUCUGUGUGGAUGAAGCCUUCCAACAUCCAAUUGACAAUCAACUUCUAAGGAAGCUGUCCCAUAAAGGUGUCGCAGUAUUCGCCCCUGGAGUUGCCUUUCCCAAACUCACCAAGUUGGUGACAGAGAGAGAGGAUGAUAAACAGGUGUCGCUCCCAUCAUCUACUUUCCCAUGUCUCAAGACACUCUCACUACGUACAAUGUUCAGGACAUGGAGCGAAUCACUUGACCUCUCAAUGUCCAUGACAUCAUCAUUGAGAUUGCUUGAAAUCAUGGCCUAUGGACCGAUCACAUCAUUCCCUCAAGGCAUCCAGAAGUUGAGGUUGAUAGACAGUUGUGAACAAAGCUUUGUCAUCACCAACACCACAUUGCCUCGAACACUACGAUCAUUUAGCAUUAGGAGGUAUCAUCACAAGUUUGAGUCGGAUCACUUCCCUCCAGCACUCACAUCACUCAAGUUGAUUGAUAUUGCGCAAUGGCCACUACCAAGUCAACUUCCGGCCACACUUAGAUCAUUGAGAAUAUGUUGUCGGGAGAGCAAGUGGGUCAAGGAGCAUUUGGAAACAAUACUGGCAAUGACAUCAUUAGAUCGUAUCAAACUAGAGGCCAAUGGUCAUUCCUUCUCUCUGUUCAGAAUCAAUGACACCCUCUUCCUCAAGUAUCUAUAUUCAGUGCUUGGCAAAUUCACCGAAUGUGAGUUCAUUGACAUUGAUGGAGUUCUCAAGAAGUUACGCAUCAAAUAA